Messenger RNA from Periophthalmus magnuspinnatus, 2983 nucleotides. It is a transcript of the gene tmc6b, whose product is annotated as transmembrane channel-like 6b. The record is from RefSeq and is a predicted model, not a curated record. Gene Ontology annotation, molecular function: mechanosensitive monoatomic ion channel activity. NCBI's taxonomy places the organism in Eukaryota, Metazoa, Chordata, Actinopteri, Gobiiformes, Gobiidae. Gene Ontology annotation, cellular component: plasma membrane. The transcript is spliced from 21 exons. Bases 180 to 2690 code for a protein of 836 amino acids.
UGUUUUGUUUGACUGACAGUAGAGAGUUGCACUGUGAACGGGUUUUUCGGGAUUUUAGCACCGUGGUAAAGGCACAAACAAACAGCAUGCUGGGAGUGGAGUGGGCAGCUGAACGGGUGCGGCCCUGAUCCCACGCUCCUGGUCCAAUCUCUGACCAAACAGAAAUCAGUUCAAGAAUAAUGGCCCGAAACGUGAGCUUCGACUAUGACUACGAUUUGCUGGAAGCUGGACUAGAGAGUCCAGCAGAUGAAGCAGGGGUUCACGACUCAUUCAAUCAGCUGAUUGAGGAGCAGAGUCAAAAUGCUGGAUUCUCUGAUGCCCACGAGCUACAGCAGCUGCAGAGGGAGCUGGAGGAGGAAGAGGAAGAGGGCAGAGAUAACGUGCCGUACUUGUCCAGUCCUAAUAAUGACCUCUACAGGAGGAGGCAGGGACAUCUCGAUACAGAGGAGGGGCAGACAGACACUUUGAUGAGGGAGCGAUGGUCCUCUGCCACCCUCAAGGUCCUAUCCUCCAUGCCCAGUCGAACCAUCGGCCGGAACAGAGGAGCCAUCAUCUCUCAGUACUACAACCGCACCAUGCAGCUGCGCAGGCGAAGACAAAGCAGGCCCUCCAUCAGGGACUUCUCCCGAUCGUCCCGUCCCAGUAUCCGAGGCUAUGGCAUUGAGGCAGACGGCACAAACGCAGAUGGGACUGAAGUCAGUAAGAGGGACCGUUUGGUGAACAACCUCCAGAACCUGUCGGUGAGUGACAGAGUGAGGAUGCUGCGGGGGAUGCCUCUCAGUGUCGCCGAAAAGACAGAACUCAGGCGGCUGGCGUUACAAAAGGAGCAUCGCACUGUGUCUAGUCGUCAGAUCCCCUGCUGCAGUCGCCUCAAGUAUUACAUUAUAAUUGUGGCGAGGCAGGCCUGGUACAGCUGGCUGUCGUUCCUGCACUCCCUGCAGCUUUGGCAGGUGGCGCUAAAGAGGGUCAGCGGACGCUUCGGGACAGGGGUGUUGUCCUAUUUCCUCUUCCUCCAGACACUGCUCUUCUUCAACCUCUUCCUUUUCCUUGUCACUGGGGCCUUUUUGGUGCUGCCCCAAGUAGUGCACCCACCUGACCCCCACCCAAAGAACCUCCCCUUCACGGGGCUGGAACUGCUCUCAGGGGCGGGAUACUUCUCAGACACUGUGAUGUACUAUGGGUACUACUGUAACUACACACUGCGGAGGACUUGCUUGGAUCAUGAAGCAGUUGCCAUCUCAACAGCCACUGGAACCAAACUAGAGUGUCACUCUAAGCUCUCAUACAACAUGCCACUGGCCUAUUUCUUUACCAUCGGAGUCUCAUUUUUCAUCACCUGUAUCAUCCUUGUUUACAGCAUGUCCAAAUCUUUUGGCAAAAGCUUCAGGAUUGACAAAUCACACAGUAUUUUGGCCAUGAAGGUCUUCUGCUCCUGGGAUUUCAAGGUCAUCAAAAAGACUUCAGUCAAACUCAUGUCUGAGAAUAUCUGCACACAAAUAAAGGAGCUGUUGGCAGAGGUGAACCACAGUAAGGUGAAAAACACUGUGUGCCAGAGGCUGUGGAGAGUCACAGUCCACGGUCUGGCGUGGACCAUCUGCAUCGCCACUACCACCGGAUGUGCUUUUGGCAUUUACUUCUUCUCUGAGUACAUGCACAAGAACUUGGAGGUGCAGUCCCGUAGUGUCAACAAGAACCCUAUACUGACAGAGGCGAGUAUGCUGGCCCUCCCUGUGGUGGUGUCUGUCAUUAACCUGUUAGUGCCUGGUUUGUUCAAUGCCGCUGCCUGGAUGGAGGACUACGAUUCACCCUCUCUCCGCACCUAUGUGGCCAUUGGCAGAAAUUUGAUGUUUAAAAUGAGUGUGCUGGGAGUCCUCUGUUACCACUGGUUGGGCCGUGUUGCAGAAAACCCGAGAAGAAUUGGCCUAGAGUGCUGGGAAACAUUUGUGGGACAAGAACUGUAUCGCUUCCUAAUUAUGGACUUUCUUUUCACACUAUUGGACACUUUGUUUGGAGAGUUUCUUUGGAGACUGUUUUCAGAGAAGGUGCUAAAACGCCGGAGGAAGCCUGUGUUUGAUAUCCCCAGAAAUGUCUUGGACCUCAUUUAUGGACAGACAUUGGCUUGGUUAGGUGUCCUUUUCACGCCAAUACUCCCAGCAGUGCAAGUGCUCAAACUCUUGUUGCUUUUUUAUAUAAAGAAGGGCAGUGUGAUGAUGAACUGUCAGGCUCCCAGAAGGCCAUACAGAGUCAGCCAGAUGACCACAGUGUUCAUCACUCUCCUCUGUAUCCCAUCUUUUGUGGGAGCGUCAGUCUGUGUCACUUACACCAUGUGGAGUAUUGCCCCAUCCUCUUCGUGUGGUCCCUUUCGACAGCUCGAAACCAUGAUCCAGGCAGGAAAGCGCUGGGUGGAGGAACUAGAGAAGGAUAACCCCAACCUGUCGGUGUUGGCCAGAGCACAUUCCUAUUUAGUUGAACACCCAUUCUUCCUGUUUGUGGGAGCUGGCAUCUUUCUAAUAAUCAUCUACUUCCACAGUCAGGUGGUCGACGGUCAGAGGAAAAUCAUCGACCUUCUGCAAGAACAAAUAAAAAAUGAGGGAGAGGACAAAAAGUUCCUCAUCACUCGUCUUCAGGCCAUCCAUGAAAAAAGGCGGACUCCGGCGCAGAGACUCACCAGUCAGGACUCGAACUGUUGAGUGGGCUCCUUUAAACUGUGGGACAAAACUGGACAAGCACGUAACUGGAGUUUUAUUUUAAUCAAGUAACUAAACGCAACAAAACUGGAGACUAGAUUUUAUAUAUUGUUUUAGCUGCACUUUCAAACCAACUGUGAAGUUUUGGUUUAACUUUUUACCUGUUUUUAAACUUUUGUUACACUGUUUAAUGUAGAUUAGCCUGAAUGUUGUUGAGUUAUGAAUGAUAUUGGUGAAAAGUGUCUGUUCUAUUGUUUUAAUGUUUUAAAUUAAAUUAUGUUAUACUUUUUAAACAG